Molecule: messenger RNA, 2442 nt
Organism: Syngnathus acus (greater pipefish)
Lineage: Eukaryota; Metazoa; Chordata; Actinopteri; Syngnathiformes; Syngnathidae
Gene: trap1
Product: TNF receptor-associated protein 1
Exons: 19
Coding region: 86-2260 (724 amino acids)
Biological process (GO): protein folding
Cellular component (GO): mitochondrial inner membrane
Molecular function (GO): protein kinase binding; ATP hydrolysis activity; ATP-dependent protein folding chaperone
Source: RefSeq, a predicted model, not a curated record
ACCCGAUGGUCUUUCCGCUGCUGUUGGACGUCAGUGUCCCCCGGUGUUUUGACAGCUGUUAUACAGUUUCGUCCUCGCCGUCACCAUGUCCCACUUCCUCACUUUAACCCGGUUCGGUAUCACGUCUUUGUCCGCUCGAACCAUUCGGAGGUUUCCACCAUGCCAACGAGCCCUGAGCAGUUGUGUCUCGCGCUCUUUGACGCGGGACUCCCAGGUUGAACCGAAGCAGAGGUGGAGCAGUCGGCCCAAUCUGUGGCGUCCUCAGCAGGCGUUCCCUCGGCUCAAGCAGCAGUCUUACUACAGUACGCAUGAUGCUGAGAAGGAGCCCGAGGAGGAGCCUUUGCACACCAUCAUCAGCGAUGCAGAGACUGUGCAAGGCAGCUUCUCCAAACAUGAAUUUAAAGCUGAGACCAAGAAGCUUCUGGACAUUGUUGCCAGGUCUCUGUACUCAGAGAAGGAGGUGUUCAUCAGGGAGCUUAUCUCCAACAGCAACGAUGCUCUGGAAAAGCUGCGCCACCAACUGAUGACCUCGGGCAACCAGAUGGCUCCCAUGGAGAUCCACCUGCAGACGGACGCUGCCAAAGGCACCUUCACCAUACAGGACACAGGAGUGGGGAUGAACCAAGCAGAGCUUGUUGCAAACUUGGGAACCAUCGCUCGCUCUGGUUCAAAGGCCUUCUUGGAGGUGCUGCAGAACCGGGUGGAGGCCAGCAGCGCCAUCAUCGGGCAGUUUGGCGUCGGCUUCUACUCGGCCUUCAUGGUGGCCGACUGUGUGGCUGUGUACUCGCACUCCGCCGAGCCCGACUCACCCGGAUACAAGUGGUCCUCAGAUGGCUCGGGGGUCUUUGAGGUGGCCGAAGCCAGCGGCGUCCAGCCAGGAACGAAGAUUGUACUGUGCCUCAAAGACGACUGCAAGGAGUUUGCCUCCGAGGACAGGGUGAAAGAUGUGGUGACCAAGUACAGCAACUUUGUCAGUUUCCCCAUCUUCCUCAACGGUCGCCGGCUCAACACUUUGCAGGCCCUGUGGAUGAUGGAGCCCAAAGAGAUCAGCGAGUGGCAGCAUGAGGAGUUUUACCGCUACGUGGCGCAGGCGUACGACAAGCCGCGCUACAUGCUGCACUACCGCGCCGACGCCCCGCUCAACAUUCGCAGCAUCUUCUACGUCCCAGAAACAAAGCCGUCCAUGUUUGACGUGAGUAGGGAGAUGGGCUCCAGCGUGGCGCUCUACAGCAGGAAGGUCCUUAUCCAGACCAAAGCCGCCGACAUCCUGCCCAAGUGGCUGCGCUUCCUCCGCGGCGUGGUGGACAGCGAAGACAUCCCGCUCAAUCUGAGCAGAGAGCUGCUGCAGGAGAGUGUCCUCAUCAGGAAGCUACGUGAUGUCCUGCAGCAGAGGGUGAUACGCUUCCUGCUGGAGCAGAGCAGGAAGGAGCCGGAGAAGUACAGUAGAUUCUUUGAGGACUUCGGGCUCUUUGUGCGCGAGGGCAUCGUCACCGCCCCUGAGCAGGACGUCAAGGAGAACAUCGGCGAGUUACUUCGCUACGAGUCGUCGGCGCUGCCCGCUGGUCAACACACCAACCUGAGCGAGUACGCCUCCCGCAUGAAGGCGGGCACGCGCAACAUCUACUACCUGUGCGCCCCCAACCGCCACCUGGCAGAGUGUUCGCCCUACUUUGAGGCCAUGAAGCGGAAAGACAUGGAGGUGCUGUUCUGCUACGAGCAGUUUGACGAGCUGACCUUGCUCCACCUGAGAGAGUUUGACAAGAAGAAGCUGAUCUCGGUGGAGACGGACAUUGUGGUGGACCACUACAAGGAGGAGAUGUUUGAGGACGGCAAAUCCGCAUCGGAGCGCCUGACUCAGGAGCAUGCCGACAACCUGAUGGCGUGGAUGAAGAAUGUCCUGGGCCCUCGUGUCACCAAUGUCAAGAAAUAUCUGAUUCAGUUGACUCCCCGCCUGGACACGCACCCCGCCAUGAUCACGGUGCUGGAAAUGGGAGCCGCGCGCCACUUCCUGCGUACGCAGCAGCUGGCGCGCAGUGCUGAAGAAAGAGCCCAGAUACUGCAGCCCACUCUGGAGAUCAACUCAGGACACAAUCUCAUCCAGAAGUUACACGCGCUUAAGGACUCCGACACGGAACUGGCCGCACUGCUGCUUGAACAGAUUUACGACAACGCCAUGAUCACGGCAGGCUUGAAUGACGAUCCCCGGCCGAUGAUUUCCCGCCUCAACGACCUGCUGACAAAAGCACUGCAGAAGCAUUGAGGGUCCAAGUACACUUUACCUUACCUUUACCCUUUGAGGCUCUAAAACGCAAGUGGGACAUUCACGCUUUUCCAUGAGCCCUUUUUGGAUUUUGUUUUUUUAUUAACUAAUUUGUAAACUCCCAUCGCAUUUUCGAGGAUGGCAAACUGAAGACGGAAUGGAAAAUAAGCUGGCAGCUUCUG